UAAUGGUAUUGGUAAGUAAAAUCAGAUAAUAUGAAAUUAUAAUAGAGGAAACAUAUAUCUUGAUGAUGAGAGAUCAGAAAAUUUUGAAGAUGUUAGAAAAACGUGAAAAUUUUGAUAGUAAUAAUUCAUGAUAGAAAAAUAUAGCAGGUAAUCCUAUAAAUAAUUCCAAUUUUUAAUUUUUACGCUUAAUUUCUGUUUAAAAUUCACCCAUUAUAGCAGAUAUUAUUCGAUCAUAGACCAUUAUUGGCGAACGAUCCAUAUAGUUGGGAUUAUACAAAAAUAAUAAAUAAUUGAGAUUAUUGUUGGGGCCAAAAUUUUAUAUUUGAGAUAACAAAAUUUUAUCGGGCCAAAAUUAAUUCCCAGUCCAGCCAAAGCCUAAUCCAAGUGUCCAGCUAUUCCACUAAUCCACUGCGGUCUCCUGAAGUUCUUAUGAGAAGAUUGAAGAACGGAGGUCGAAGAAGAGCCUGGCAGCCUGUCGAAACGACGAAGACUGAAGACGCUGUGAACUGCGAACACCAGCCGACCUGCAUCCACCAGCCGCGACGCCGGACGCCGUCGCUCACUCGGCCGUCCUUUCUCUCCGGCUAUCCGCUCUGCCUGUAGCUCCUGAGCUCCGGCCUCUAGGUGACCAGUUUUCGAUACUCGUAGCAGUUGGGCGCGAAAUAAAGGCAUGCACCAGAGGACAUCGACGGCUAGUCGGCGUCCGUCCGGAACCGAUGGCUCCGACUACUCAUUCCGAAUGGUGGUAGACUCAAGGUACCAAAAAGUAGCUAAAGGAAAAUCUCAACUUUCGAAGAUAAUACUCAUUCAGGCAGUUGUUCAUUUGAUAAUAUCAGCACUCUCAUUUUUUGUAGCAGUGAAGACUCAGACAUUUGAAAGAUGUGCUUUCUGCUCUGCUGCAAUAGGCUUCGUCUCUCUUAUUUUUGGAGAAUUAGGUCGAAAGCGUAGCAGAUCAAACUUUUUAAAGUUGUAUGUGUUCGGAUCAUCCAUAGCUGUGCUAAUUCCUGCUACAUGUUUUGCCAUGAGCCAGAAUCCUUUAGAGGUUCUUCAAAACUUCAAUAGCUUGCUGCCACCAAAUAUUGAAGUCCUGAAGAUUGGUGCUAUUAUACUUGGAUUUUUGGUACAGAUAUUCUCAGUUGCUACAACCGUGCGUCUAAUUGGUAAUAUGGCUCUUCCUAAGAGAGCUUCUUGAUGGAUGGACGAACUAAGAAUAGUUGAACAUUGAUCAAUUGAGGCACCUUAUCAUAGUUUACCUGGAAGCAGGUAUUCCUCAAACACAGAACGGAUGAGAAUAUACAAGAAAGGCAUCUGAUUUUCACCGAGUUGCAACUUAUAAUCCACAUAAUUAAUUUUGUAGUGUUGCGUGAAAGUGAACGAUACGGCUUUUAUCCAUCUUACAUUGCUGUUUCACUGUUUGUCCUUUUAUAUGACUUGUAUUCUGUAUGUGCAAGAUUUGACCCCUCUUCUUGCAUAUUCGCUACAUUUCCAGAGCGUUACACAUAUUGGUUGGCCGAUCCCAAGAUCAAAUUAGAACAAUAAUUUUUUCUCCACAUUGUUUGUUGAGAAAAGAAUAAAUUUCAUUUUUGGUGUCACAAG
Messenger RNA from Cuscuta epithymum, 1596 nucleotides. The record is from the annotation of a GenBank genome assembly. Lineage: Eukaryota; Viridiplantae; Streptophyta; Magnoliopsida; Solanales; Convolvulaceae.